Molecule: messenger RNA, 5419 nt
Organism: Pecten maximus
Lineage: Eukaryota; Metazoa; Mollusca; Bivalvia; Pectinida; Pectinidae
Product: DNA polymerase delta catalytic subunit-like
Exons: 28
Coding region: 418-3711 (1097 amino acids)
Biological process (GO): base-excision repair, gap-filling; DNA replication proofreading; nucleotide-excision repair, DNA gap filling
Cellular component (GO): delta DNA polymerase complex
Molecular function (GO): DNA binding; nucleotide binding; DNA-directed DNA polymerase activity
Source: RefSeq, a predicted model, not a curated record
UAAGCAAAUUUGAAAGAUGAGUCCAAACCACAAAAUUUGAAGAAGAAAAAAUCUUACAAAUUAUAACUAAAUACUUUACAAACACUUCCCCCAAAGAAAGCAAAACAACAUACUUUUAUUUAGUGUUAGGGUACCUGGUCUAUCUUAUUGUCUUUUGUUUGGUAUUGUAGUAAAUGUUCUUACAUGAAGUAAAAUUUCACAGCUCAUGGAAUGACGUUUUACACUGCUGCUGCUGCAAAUCUGAUUGAUAGAUAAUAUAGUAAUGGGCAUUGUGUAGAACUGCGUCUUUGUUGCAGAGCCCAUUUAUAAAUUAUAUAACGGGAUGCAUGAACGAAUUCACUGGGACCUGUAUAUAUUAUUUGCACAACUUGCAGCUACCAGUGUAUGGCAGUUGAAAGAACUGACUAGAUAAACACAAUGGAUUCUAAAAAAUCUGGACCCCCAGCAAAGAAACCAAGAAAUGACUUUGAUGAUGAUGACCCAGGUUUUGAGGACGAGCUCGAGCUGGCUUUGUUUGAUGAAAUGGAAACUGAGAUGAAGGGAGACGUUGACAUGGCAGAUGUUGUUGCAGGUGAUGGUCCGGACAACGUGCCCACCAGUACAAAGUGGUCCCGUCCUCCAGCUCCUGUACUGGACCCCAAGGUAGACACGGUGACCUUUCAGCAGAUGGAUGUGGAUUUCUACGUUGGUAAACACCUGCCAGGUAUGCCUGGAUCCACAAGUGGUCCCGUUCCUGUCAUCAGGAUGUACGGUGUGACGAUGGAAGGACACAGCGUUCUUGCUCAUAUCCACGGAUUUGCACCCUACUUCUUUGUCCCAGCUCAGCCAGGUUUUAAGAGUCAGGACUGUGAUGCCUUCAGGACUUCCCUAGACACUGUCGUAAUGAAGGACUUACGGUCGAACAGAGAGGGUUUACAGAGUGCCGUUCUGGCUGUUGACAUGGUAAACAGAGAAAGUAUUUAUGGUUACCAUGGCAACAGAAAAAUUCCUUUUCUGAAGAUCACCAUGGCCCUACCUCGUUUAAUUGCACCAGCAAAGCGUUUAUUGGAGCAGGGAUUUACAUGUCCUGGAUAUUUACAACAUGGAUAUCUGUCUUAUGAAAGCAACAUUGACUUUGAAGUACGCUUCAUGGUAGACAGUGAUGUAGUUGGCUGUAACUGGAUCGAAGUUCCUGCCAGAAAAUACCAACUACGUGACAGAAGGAACACCUCGAACUCCGACAUCCGACAUCCUGCACAUACUUCACGUUGUCAGAUAGAACUGGAUGUGUCCUGGGAAGAUUUUAUAUCGCAUGUCCCUGAAGGGGAGUGGUCCAAGGUGGCACCCUUAAGGAUCCUUAGUUAUGACAUAGAAUGUGCUGGAAGGAAAGGAAUCUUCCCAGAGGCAGACAAGGACCCAGUAAUACAGAUAGCCAACAUGGUGAUCAGACAGGGGGACCAUGAACCCUUUAUCAGGAAUGUGUUUACCCUCAAUACAUGUGCCCCAGUCAUAGGGUCGCAGGUCCUGUGUCACAUGAAAGAGGCCAACAUGUUAGAGAAAUGGGCGGAGUUUGUACGAGAUGUAGAUCCUGACAUCAUCACUGGUUAUAACAUACAGAACUUUGACACUCCCUACCUCAUCAACAGGGCCAAUCACCUCAAAGUGAAGGACUUCACGUUCCUCGGACGUAUACGAGACAUCAAGUCUGUCAUCAAGGAAUCUACAUUUCAGAGUAAACAGAUGGGCAAACGUGAAAACAAAGUGGUCAAUAUGGAGGGCCGCACACAAUUAGAUCUCUUCCAGAUUGUUCUGAGGGACUACAAACUACGAUCAUACUCGCUGAAUGCUGUCUCGUUCCACUUUCUACAAGAACAGAAGGAAGAUGUACAACAUUCCAUUAUCACAGACCUUCAAAAUGGUACAGAUCAGACGAGACGACGUUUGGCAGUGUAUUGUCUAAAGGACGCCAUAUUACCGCUACGUCUCCUGGACAAGCUCAUGUGUGUCAUCAACUACAUAGAAAUGGCGAGAGUAACAGGGGUACCCCUACCCUACCUGUUGUCGCGGGGCCAGCAGAUCAAAGUCAUAUCACAGCUACUUAGAAAGGCCAAAGAGCAAGACCUGGUGCUACCAACACAGAAGAUAGAGGUCGGUGAUGAGUACGAGGGCGCCACAGUUAUAGAACCUGUCAAGGGGUACUACGACAUGCCCAUAGCGACGUUAGAUUUCUCCUCCCUGUACCCCUCCAUUAUGAUGGCUCACAACCUGUGUUACACAACACUGCUCAGUCAAACCGCUAUUAAUAAGGAAGGCUUGUCCCCAGAAGAGUACAUCAAGACACCGUCUGGGAACCUUUUUAUCAAAGCCCAGCACCGGAAAGGACUUCUACCAGAAAUUCUAGAGCAUCUGCUUGGUGCCCGAAAAAAAGCUAAAGCUGAUCUAAAAAAAGAAACUGACCCUUUCAAGAAAAAAGUAUUGGAUGGUCGCCAGCUGGCUUUGAAAAUUAGUGCCAACUCUGUAUAUGGAUUUACAGGUGCUCAGGUCGGCAAACUGCCUUGUCUGGAAAUAUCACAGAGUGUGACUGCGUUUGGGAGGAUGAUGAUUGAACAGACCAAGAACUAUGUAGAAGAGAAGUAUACCAUAGCUAAUGGCUACCAACAUGAUGCUAAGGUUGUGUAUGGUGACACUGACUCGGUGAUGUGUAAGUUUGGUGUGGACACUGUCGCCGAGGCCAUGGAUCUAGGACUAGAGGCAGCUAACUUUAUCUCUGCCAAGUUUGUUAGUCCCAUCAAACUAGAAUUUGAAAAGGUUUACUUUCCUUACCUGUUAAUUAACAAAAAGCGUUACGCUGGAUUGUACUGGACUAACCCAAACAAACAUGACAAGAUGGACUGUAAAGGCAUAGAGACAGUGAGGCGUGACAACAGUCCUAUAGUGGCCAACCUUAUCAACACUUGUCUACAGAUGAUCCUUAUAGACAGGGACCCAACUGGUGCAGUGGAAUAUGCGAAGCAGACAAUAUCCGACCUACUGUGUAAUAGGAUAGAUAUAUCCCAGUUAGUCAUCACCAAGGAGCUCACAAAGACUGACGACGAGUACUCGGCCAAACAGGCCCACGUAGAACUGGCCAACAGAAUUAAAAAGAGAGACCCUGGCAGUGCCCCACAGCUCGGAGAUAGAGUUCCUUACGUUAUCGUUGCGGCAGCAAAGAAAACAGCAGCUUAUAUGAAGUCUGAGGACCCUAUAUACGUCCUUGAGAACAACAUCCCUAUAGACACCCAGUAUUACCUGGAGAACCAGCUAUCCAAGCCUCUUCUCCGGAUAUUUGAACCAAUUCUGGGAGAGAAGAAAGCCGAGUCUGUCCUUUUACGUGGUGACCAUACCCGCACUAAAACCAUGGUAACGGCUAAGAUUGGUGGACUCAUGGCAUUCGCUACCAAAAAAGAGAAAUGUAUUGGCUGUCGAACAGUUCUGGAUGACACGUCUGCGGUGUGUAAAUACUGUAAGCCUAAGGAAUCUGGUAUCUAUCAGAAAGAGGUAUCCCAUCUAAAUAUGUUAGAGGAAAAGUUCUCUCGUCUAUGGACCCAGUGUCAGCGCUGUCAAGGUAGUCUUCACGAGGACGUGCUGUGUACGAGUCGAGAUUGCCCUAUAUUCUACAUGAGGAAAAAAGUGCAAAAAGACUUGGCUGAUCAGGACAAACUGAUGACACGAUUUGGUGUUCCUUCCUGGUGAUGAUCAGGACAAACUGAUGACACGAUUUGGUGUUCCUUCCUGGUGAUGAAAUCUGACAAUCCUCUGUGGAUAUCAAAUAUCGUGUCAUUAGAGUGUAAAGCAAUCAAGAUGUGAUCCUAGUUCUAAAGAUCAUCUGAUCAGGACAAUCUGGUGUGAUUUGGUGUUCCUCUAGUAUCAUUGUGUCUACAGUCAAGAAGUUGUGAUCCUAAUUUGUGCCUAAUUGCGGAUUUAGAAGUGGCAAAGAACAUCAAAAAAAUAUCUGGAAAUGGAAUAGUGCUGUAAGUUGAACUUGAAACUGGAGUUUUGUUUAAGUAUAUGAUACUAGAAAACAAAAUCUUGUUAAUAUUUGAAUAACCUUAAUGUAAGUCCUUUAGAAAUCUGGACAUUGAACUUGAAAUCCUGGAUUUUCUAGUGCAUUAAAUCUGCUUGAUAAGGUGAACAAGUGUUGUGUGAACUUAUAAUUUAUAAGUGUGUUAAGAAGAUUUCUAUUAAUCAUUUUAUAUAAUACUGAAGUGAUUUAUAAGUGUGUUAGGAAGAUUUCUAUUAAUCAUGAUAUAUAAUACUGAAGUGAUUUAUAAUUGUGAUAGAAAGAUUUUCUAUUAAUCAUGUUAUAAAGUGAACAAUACAGGCCCACCAGGCCUCUUGUUUAAGCACCUUUAGAAUAAAGCUAGAAUACUGGAGUAUUUGCUGGUUUGUGAGGGGAUAACACAUUAUGAUUAAUCAUUGAUUAGUGUCAGUCCAAUAUGUAAUGAUGAUGUUUGGAGUUCCUCCCACCACAUAUACUUGUUAGUAGAGUAAUUCAAAUAAGGAAUUGUAUAAAAGGCAGCAUCAUCAUCAUCAUCAUCAUCAUCAAUGAAAUAGAGUUAUACACCUCACAGGCCAUUUGACAGAUGAAGGCAUGUAGUAAUGAAGGGAGAUUUAUUCUCCUGACUAGUAGUUCAUAAUAAUAAUUUGAUUAAGAUAAUGUUAAUGGGACCCAUGUACAGGUUCCGCGUAUUGAAUUGUUUACGAUGUAGAUAAAUGGGUCCCAUGUACAGGUUCCGCGUAUUGAAUUGUUUACGAUGUAGAUAAAUGGGACCCAUGUACAAGUUCCGCGUAUUGAAUUGUUUACGAUGUAGAUAAAUGGUACCCAUGUACAGGUUCCCCGUAUUGAAUUGUUUACGAUGUAGAUAAAUGGUACCCAUGUACAGGUAUUGAAUUGUUUACGAUGUAGAUAAAUGGGUCCCAUGUACAGGUCUGUGUAUUGAAUUGUUUACGAUGUAGAUAAAUGGGUCCCAUGUACAGGUUCCGCGUAUUGAAUUGUUUACGAUGUAGAUAAAUGGGACCCAUGUACAGGUUCCGCGUAUUGAAUUGUUUACGAUGUAGAUAAAUGGGACCCAUGUACAGGUUCCGCGUAUUGAAUUGUUUAUUUACGAUGUAGAUAAAUGGGACCCAUAUACAGGUUCCAGGUAUUGAAUUGUUUACGAUGUAGAUAAAUGGGACCCAUGUACAGGUUCCAGGUAUUGAAUUGUUUACGAUGUAGAUAAAUGGGACCCAUGUACAGGUUCCGCAUAAUAAAUUGUUUACAAUGUGGAUAAAUGACUUGUGAGCAUGUAGUAAUGAAUUGACAGGGAAUGUGAAGAGAGAAUGGGCCAAAAUGUUACGAGUGCUAAUCAAUGUUUUGUAUUCUGUAUACAUACAAUCAAUAAAAUGCUGAAAUGUUAAGUAA